Molecule: messenger RNA, 819 nt
Organism: Fusarium odoratissimum NRRL 54006
Lineage: Eukaryota; Fungi; Ascomycota; Sordariomycetes; Hypocreales; Nectriaceae
Product: 2,4-dihydroxyhept-2-ene-1,7-dioic acid aldolase
Exons: 5
Coding region: 1-819 (272 amino acids)
Cellular component (GO): cytoplasm
Molecular function (GO): aldehyde-lyase activity
Source: RefSeq, a predicted model, not a curated record
AUGGCAGCAAUGGGUUCAGGCAAUUUCUUCAAGACGGCGCUUGACAAAGGUGCAGGGCCGAGCCUCGGGUAUUGGCAGAUGAUGCCCAGCACCAACAUCUCACGGAUGCUCGCGCAGACGCCCGGCUGUGACUGGGUAUUGAUUGACUGCGAACACGGUGAUCUUGACGAUCGAGACAUGCGCCAAUGCGUCCCAGCCGUUGCAGCAGCCGGCGCAUCGCCGAUUGUGCGUAUCCCGAGUACAGAACCAUGGCUCAUUAAGCGGGCGCUGGAUGCUGGUGCGCAUGGAAUCCUCGUUCCUCUCCUGCAAACAGCACAAGAAGCUCGCGAUAUCGUAAAGGCGGCCAAGUUUCCUCCCAUGGGAAACCGUGGAUUCGGAAGCCCAUUCUCCAUGGAUCGUUUCAAGCCCAUUCCUACGUCGGAUGAGUAUCUACAACAAGCCAAUGACAGUCUGCUAACCCUAGUUCAAAUCGAGACGAAGUCUGCUUUGGACAAUCUCGAAGAAAUUGCAGCCGUUGAAGGUAUCGACGUUUUAUUCAUUGGGCCUUUCGAUCUUGGUAAUAGCAUUGGAUACCCUAUCCUCAACGGUGUUGUAAAGCCAGAGCUCAAGGCUGCCAUUAACCGCAUUCUUGAAGUCUCGCGUAAGGCAGGGAAGAAAUGUGGUAUUUAUUCGGGAUCUGGGGAGCAGGCGAUGGGAUAUAUCGAGGCAGGAUUUAAUAUGGUUCAUAUUGGGACGGAUUACGCCAUGCUUCAUCAGGCUACGAGAGCUGAGAUGGGCACUGCUCGAGGGAGAGAUUUAGGAAAGCGCGUGGGUUAUUAA